CCAUUCGAUGAAGCGCGUGCGUAAGGAAGGAGAGCGCGUGAGUGAGUGAGCUCGAGCGCUGUGGUGGCGGUGGGUGCGUGAAUGUGUGUUGAGUCCCGUUCCUAGCUAUAUAUUGUGUAGAAGAGCGCGAGACACGUUUUAUUCGCACAUCUCUAACGGAGGUAGAAACAAGUUUUCUCUUCCUCGAGAAGACACCGAUAUCAAACGCGAAAUUCUCAGUAGCUGUUUAUCCACAGCCAGCGAAAAACAUGUCGGCCUCGGCGGCGAAAGUGAGUAAAAAGGAACUGAACUCCAACCAUGACGGAGCGGACGAGACCUCCGAAAAAGAGCAACAGGAAGCCAUUGAACACAUUGAUGAAGUACAGAAUGAAAUUGACAGAUUGAAUGAACAGGCAAGUGAGGAAAUUUUAAAAGUAGAACAGAAGUACAAUAAACUACGCCAGCCAUUCUUCCAGAAGAGAUCAGAACUGAUCGCCAAAAUCCCCAACUUCUGGGUCACAACAUUCGUCAACCAUCCACAAGUCUCUGCUCUCCUUGGGGAAGAGGAUGAGGAAGCACUUCACUACUUGACCAGGGUGGAGGUGACAGAGUUUGAAGACAUCAAGUCGGGUUACAGAAUAGAUUUUUACUUCGAUGAAAACCCAUACUUUGAGAACAAAGUUCUGUCCAAAGAGUUUCAUCUCAAUGAGAGUGGAGAUCCAUCUUCAAAAUCAACAGAGAUCAAAUGGAAAGCAGGAAAGGACUUGACAAAGCGCUCCAGCCAGACGCAGAACAAAGCAGGCAAGAAGCGUCAGCAUGAAGAGCCAGAGAGCUUCUUCACUUGGUUCACAGAUCACUCCGACGCAGGGGCCGACGAGCUCGGGGAAGUCAUCAAGGAUGACAUUUGGCCAAACCCCUUGCAGUACUACCUGGUCCCUGACAUGGAUGACGAAGAAGGGGAGGGUGAAGAUGAUGAUGAUGAUGAUGAAGAGGAAGAAGGGUUGGAGGACAUAGAUGAGGAAGGAGAUGAGGAUGAUGGAGAGGAAGAUGAAGAGGACGAGGAUGGCGAAGAAGGAGAGGACGACGAUGGCGAGGACGACUAAACCGGAUAAGGGACAUGUUCCACCCACAUCCUUUCCCAUUUUCUCCUACUGAUUACCCACAAGUCCUUGGGAGCAAGAUGCUUUUUUUCCCCCUUGACUUCUUGUUCUGAAGCACCUCUCCUGUCCGUGCCAUGUCUAAUACAAGUUUUAUGCCCCUGGACAGACUUGCAUUAGAAAACCAGUGGCAAAAUUUCUUGCUGACGUCCCAUGUACCAUGUCCAGUUCCCACGUACAUCCGAGAACUUUGGGGGGAGGGAUAAAUAAAAUUCAAUAGAAUCAGCACGCCAUCUUCAGUAGACUAAAAUACAAUAGAAAUUUAUAUUAUAUAUAUAAAUUUUCUUCCUCUUUAAAGUUGUAAGAUAAGUGAACAAAAGCCAUGGUGCAAUGAUGACCUGCUAGCUCUAGCAUCCCCUCACUGUCUUUAUAAUUUUGUUCAAUACAAAGUAGGCCCCUAGAGCUGACAUUGUUCUCUCCAUGUGGUUAAAUGGACAGAUAGAAAUUACCAGCUUGUUCCUAUCGCCUCUUAUAACAAUGUUUGGGGUAGGGUUGGGGGGGUCAGUAUUAGGGUAGGGCUGGGGUUAUUGUAGAAGUCUGAGGGAAGGGGGGGAGGGGCAGAUGCGUAUUUUUGACACAUCAACAUUAGGGUUUUUGAUUUUCAUUGUAUUGUUUUACAGGCAUUCAUGAGGUUUGAAAUGACAUUUUUAAUAAAGAAAAAGAAAAUACAAAAAAUGUUACUCUUGUAAUUUUGAACCCCGAUGCUUCAUGAAACAAAAAAAUCUGUAGAAUCUGUCAUGGACUCUACAUCUAAUAAUUUUUCUUUUUUCCACUGAAAUGACGGUUUUAAACAAAGUGUACAAGUUGCUUUGUUACAAUAAAACUAAAUGUGUACACAAA
Messenger RNA from Anguilla rostrata (American eel), 1976 nucleotides. RefSeq names its product SET nuclear proto-oncogene a (gene seta). The record is from RefSeq and is a predicted model, not a curated record. Gene Ontology annotation, molecular function: histone binding; chromatin binding. Lineage: Eukaryota; Metazoa; Chordata; Actinopteri; Anguilliformes; Anguillidae. The coding region runs from base 249 to 1082 and encodes 277 amino acids. Gene Ontology annotation, biological process: nucleosome assembly. The transcript has 8 exons. Gene Ontology annotation, cellular component: nucleus; chromatin.